Molecule: messenger RNA, 1301 nt
Organism: Aspergillus ruber CBS 135680
Lineage: Eukaryota; Fungi; Ascomycota; Eurotiomycetes; Eurotiales; Aspergillaceae
Product: pyrroline-5-carboxylate reductase family protein
Exons: 2
Coding region: 230-1078 (282 amino acids)
Biological process (GO): L-proline biosynthetic process
Molecular function (GO): pyrroline-5-carboxylate reductase activity
Source: RefSeq, a predicted model, not a curated record
CUCUGCCUCUCUACUCCAUAGAUAGUAGUCUAUUUUCUUUAUCUUGUCCUAUUUGGCUCUACAAUUCAAUUGGUUUUACGUUUCGAUUCUCUAAUACUUUAUCAGACGCUCGCGUAUUGCUGCUGCUUGCCGCGCUCGUUACCCCACCUUCCACCGCCAAAAGAUAUUCUUCCCUCCGAAAUUUAUACACUUGCGAUAUCAAAGUCACAUUUCAAUAUUCAGAACAACAAUGCCGUCCCUCCAAGAAAGCAAGCUCGCCUUCAUUGGCGGUGGUAACAUGGCCUCGGCCAUUAUCACAGGUCUCGUCGGCCAAGGCGCCAACAAGCAGAACAUCACCGUCUCAGAACCAUGGGAUGUCAACCGCGAGAAAAUUGCAACGAUUGGAGUUCAAACUACAACUUCCAACGUUGAAGCUGGAAAGGAAGCGGACCUUAUUGUCAUUGCCGUCAAGCCCCAAGUCGCCAAGGGCGUGUGCAAGGAGCUUGGUGAGGCCUGGUCGCAGCGCGCAACUCUGCCGGUUGUUGUUUCCAUUGCUGCGGGAAUCACUCUUGUGAGCUUGGAGGAAUGGCUUAAGACGAGUGAUGGAAGGACACCGCAUGCUGUUCGUGUUAUGCCAAACACUCCUGCAUUGGUUAAUGAAGGCGCUUCGGGUGCUUUUGCUAGUAAAGAUGUGACGGAUGAUGAGAGAGCGCUUGUUGAUGCACUUCUCGGAAGUGUGAGCAAGACCAUUGAAUGGCUGAGUGACGAGAAGCUGCUGGAUGUGGUGACAAGUUUGUCCGGAUCGGGACCUGCGUAUUUCUUCGCCAUGGUUGAACAUCUCAUCACCAGUGCCACUCAAUUGGGACUUUCACAAGAGCAGGCUACUAGGUUAGCUACGCAGACAUGUCUCGGAGCCGGCAAGAUGCUUGUUGAAUCUUCGGAUGAACCCGCCCAGCUGCGCAAGAACGUUACCAGUCCCAACGGCACCACGCAUGCCGCACUCCAGACGUUCGAAGCCCUGGGCUUCAAAGAUAUUGUGGACAAGUCUGUCAAGGCAGCAGCGGCUCGGGCCGAAGAGUUGGGGAACUCUCUUGGGUAAAUAGACAUGAUUAGUUGAUCCUGAACUAUCAUUCUGCCAAUUAGACUAUCUAUACUCUUCUCUCUUCUGUACUUUUGGCUGCCUCCACUCGGGAUAAGGCCAUACCCAUCUGCUCAAUCUUGACUCAUUGGACGUAUUGCUAUUACGCGGCUCCAGCCACAUUGCGAAAUGUAGCCACCGUCAACCUGGACCCCACAAAACAAUUAAACAGACUUUAUUUCAG